Messenger RNA from Trichobilharzia regenti, 3723 nucleotides. The record is from the annotation of a GenBank genome assembly. NCBI's taxonomy places the organism in Eukaryota, Metazoa, Platyhelminthes, Trematoda, Strigeidida, Schistosomatidae.
GCGGCUUGUUGACUUAUUGCGGUACCAUUAGGGAAGUCGCCCAAGAAUUGAUUGCUAGUUGCGACUGAUUCUUUUUGGGAAAAAUAUAAUAUAGGGUGAAACAUGGAUUUGCGUGCCGAUGAUCAUUUGAUUGGGUUAGACUUUCAGAAAGAUCACCCUGUUGACGUUAGGGAAAAGAAGAGAGGAACUAAAGCCAAGAAAUAUAGACUGAAAAACAAGAUCAAGGUUACUACGAUUAAUAAACAGCUCAGAAUACCUCGGCCUAUAUAUUCUUUUCAAAAUAAAAAUUGCUAUAUUGAUGAUAAUAUUCUUCGUAACUUGUCGGAGCUGGCAUACAAAGUCCCAACGCCUAUUCAAGCUCAGAGUAUUCCAAUUAUGAUGGAGCAUCGUAAUCUACUAGCUUGUGCACCAACAGGUUCAGGGAAAACAGUCGCCUACCUACUUCCAGUGCUUAAUGAAUUAUUAUUAACGAAACCUCCUGACCGUGUUAAUUCGACGGAUACUCUGGAUGGAAAUAUGCAGUUAGAAAGUAAAAUAUUUCCAUUCGCUAUUAUCUUGGCCCCCACCCAAGAACUUAUGCAUCAAAUCUGGUCUGAAGCGAUUCGGUUGUGUCGUGGUGUCCAAGGAGACUGUUAUGUGGCAAUGCUCAACCAAAAACACUAUUCUAAUCGGUGCAAAAAAAACUCAGAUAAGACUGUUGCGACUGCAAGUGUACUACAGAAUUCGAAGAAGUCACGUGAAUUAAGACUACAUGCGAACACAAGAAUCCUAAUUUCAACGCCAAGUCGGUUAAUUGCUUUGUUAUCUCUUCCACCCAAGCAAUGUCCGUUUGACUUCUCCAGACUUUGUUGGAUCGUGGUGGACGAAUGUGAUAAGAUGCUAGAAGUAAAUUUUGGCGAUUUGUCUCGUCUUAAGUCAGAACAUUCGGACAAAGAGAAAUAUCGACCUCGUGGAUUUCAUGAUCAGCUAGCUGCUAUCCUCGAGGCCACGAAGACCGUCCAUUCCAAUGAACAGUUACAGACUAGGCCUGCUAUCGCUUUGUUUUCAGCCACUAUUCCUGAUGAGGUUGUACUGUGGGCGAAAAGUCAGCUACCUGCUUUCCUGCAGACUGAUAAUUUCGCCCUGGAAUUAGUCCAAUUAAGAGUGGGUAUCCGAAAUGCUGCUGUUUCUACUGUCAAACAAGAGUUGCGCUACUGUGCUAAUGAACAAGGGAAACUUUUAGAAAUGCGUUACCUGCUUGCUAAUGGACUAGCUUAUCCAUGUCUGAUUUUUAUGCAGUCUCGAGAGAGAGCUAAUGAAAUCCUUAAAGAAAUCCUGCUAUCUGAUGCAAACAUUUUGGUAAAUGUUAUUUCUAGUGAUAAAACGAUAGCUCAACGUUCCCAAGUUGUUCGUGCUUUUCGUGAAGGAAAACUUCAUGUUCUCAUUUGUACAGAUAUAUUGGGUCGUGGAAUUGAUUUCAAAGGCGUCAGUAUGGUAGUCAAUUAUGAUGUCCCUGCAUCAGAGCAAGAAUAUAUACAUCGUGUCGGUCGAACUGGAAGAGCUGGUCACCGUGGAAGAGCUGUUACAUUGUGGAGUGAUGCUGAUCUUCCGCAUAUCGAUGGUAUCUUAUCAGUAAUGAAAAGAAGCGGUUCAGAGGUUGACGCAGAACUAGACAGACUUGUGAACCAGUGGAAAACACAUCGUUUAAACACACUGUCCAAAAACAAAGAAUCUAAUGCAGAUCGAUGUAUGAGUAGUGUAAUUAGUCGUCGACGUGGAGAAAGGCGCCUCGCCUAUAAAAUCCUCAAAAAUUCGGACAGAAAAAGAAGUAAAACUGCUGAUAGUGAAGAUAAGACACUCAGAAAAGCUAUUGACAUUUUUGAACAAACAGUCAGGCUCAUUGAUUCUAAACUCCGCGUAGGUGCUGCAGUACUGAAGAAGAUUUCCUGAUGUAUAUUUAUCGUCUUUUCUAAUUAAAGAUUACUUUAUCACUCAAAGAUCAACACAGUAUAGUGACUGUAAAAUCCACUGGCAACAAAUCUAUGUGGCUAUACGCCACAUUUCACUAUCACAGCGUAAACACUGAGUUGCUGACCGCCUGAGAGACAGCAAAUUCAAAGGUAAUGAAAGUUGGUAAGGGCAAAAGAGCCUUUUGUAUCAAUACUGAGUUCGCCGGCCAAGAAUUCAAAAGUAUCGAAGCAACUUUGCGUACACGUGAAGCCUUUGAUAUGUUCAACCACUUCACUCCGUGUCUUACACGUAGAAGUUUAUGCAUACCAAUCGUGGAACCUAGAAUAUUGAAUACCACACUAGUCAGGUUGAUCUUGUUUGAAGAAGAACAAGAAAGAAUAAAUUUGCAUGAGAAAAUGACAUCAUUAUUUUAGUUCAAACUAAUCAAGGGGACUGAGUGAUUACUUAGUACGAUUUGUUUUCUUUCUUAUAGACUAUAAUGAUCAGUUCGACGGAAAUAUCUUGAUUUGUGCCACACAAUAACAAGUAUCUUAGUUAAUCUAAUGAAUGACUCACUACCGACUUUAAAUACUAUUGGGGUUAGAUUCAGCCGCUUUUUCCGCACUUCUGCUAGGUAUCUGAUGUUCAUGUCCCAUGAAGACUGAAUUUAAAAGACGAGCAACUACAAUCCUUCUGAACACAUCUACUGAGUAUUAUAUCUGUUGCUCCAGUUGUCUCACCUGAAAAACUACUGAAAUUUCAUCCCUUUACUGCAUUGUUACACAUAACUUUCCGAGACUCGUCUUCUAAAUAACUCCAAAUCGUUGACGGGUAUUUCAUCUUCUAAUGCUUUCUUUUCUCUCAGCCCCUAUUGUUCACUAUCGUUAUAGACUUCUGGUGAUUCCAACCAGCCUUCCUUCCUCUUCAUGUUCAGAGCCGGUAAGGAAUCGGUCCCACUAGAUUUUAUUAGUAUUUGUAUGUAGUUUAUCAACUCUCUUAAGCGUAGUUUGUUCAGUAGACGUAAUAUGGUGUCGUAACUUUUCAGUCUAAGUAUUGCUAUCACUCUCAAAUAAGUGGUGAUUAUCAUGUCAUGUACUAAAUGGUUAACCCAAAGCAAUUUACUAAUGAAGUGAGAAUGUUUGAUUAGUAAAAUCUGUCUUAAAUUGAGACCAAAACUUAUGGCAUUAUUAGGAUCUAGAACGUUAUUCCUUAAUAAUACUAUAAUAUUCCACUAUUGUGAUCGCGUUACUAACCGUCGGGAUUAUUAUGCAGUGGUCAUGGUAUUUAAUUUUUGCUGUGCCACUAUAUAUACAAUAUAGCCACAAAGAUUUCAACUGCCAAGUUACCAAUAUUUAUCGAUUGGAGACUUCCUACACUAACCAUCUAGUAACAUGUAACUUCCAAAUAUUUUAAUUUGCUCAUUUUUAACUAAAGACUUAAACAGUAUUACUUAACGCUUGACGAUUUUAUUCAGUGAUUUGAAUAUCUUUUGUUUGUCAUUUUAGGAGCAUGUGGUUGAGGCCUUGGAAUCCACACAGAGGUCGUAUCAGUGAUGUGCCUGGAGCACUAAGCAAAAAACACGAAACUAAGUAAACCGGCUGUAAUUACAUUUCCCCCUUACUGCUCUGCCAAAAUACACAGAUUGUUUUUUUUUAUUUUAAUGCAUGGGAAGGAUAAUCAGUAGGAGAAUUACAGCAAGGUCUAUAAAAUCUAGAAAUGCAGGGUUCUAGCUCAAAACACAAGUUUGCGUGGAAAACAGAAUAGUUAUGUAGUACAAAUAUAAAGUUUGUCAUG